AUGUCGGCAGCGGGUUCAGCAGUUGCCAUGAUAGGGGCUAAUCUCCGCUUCGGAUCAUCUGGGGCAAACAAUGCAACAAUUCUUAACAACACAAGACAUUGCCCGCCAGGUGGAGCCGCUAGUGCUGCGGCGCUUUUAGCGCUAUCAGGUCUAGGCAUCUCGGCGAACAUCGCACUUAUGACUGUCAUACUCAGUAAAAAGCAAUUGAGGAGGUGGUCACACGGUCUUCUUUUUCACCAAGCAGUAGUUGACUGUGCUCGCGCUGCUAUACUUUUACCUCUAGGCAUUGCUGUGUUUCGUUGCCAACCCGUAUAUAAAUGUUCAUUGGUAGAAACAGCUUUCUUGUUACUUGUAACCGUCUCAACAGUGAAUAUGUUGACGACAGUUCUAAACGAUAGUCCAAUAUUUCCAGAAAAUGAAGAAGAGCAAGCCGAUCUAUCUGCCCCACUACUCAUGGAUAGCCCUCAAUGUGUCCUUUUUGGAACAUUUAUGAUAUGGUUUGCCUCAAUCACCAUCAACCUUGGACCGACAUUCUUAUCUGGAGCCUUAGCAGCAAGUGCAGGAUCCUAUGGUUCCUACGGGCCAUCACCAUCGUGCCCAUUGGUGCGAGGGCCCUUCAGGCAUUACGUAUUGAACGCUCUUUGGAUUGGCGUCAACGCUGUUUGUGUUGGUCUUACCUUAUUUCAUCUGAGGAAACUUCACCGAGACCUUACGAAGGCUAACGUAGAAGCUGUACGAGUAGCUGGUUUAGUGACCACGCUUGUCAGCAUGGCUGGAGACAACAGGCGCAUGGAUUCACUACCAAACAGCGUCGGACCAAGAACCGUAGACGGGGCAAUGGCUGAUGGGCAGUGUGGUCCCACGGGAAGCGCCAAUUUGCCGCUUGGUGGUGGACGUCGCCUCCGGGGUUACCUCGCGCGGGUAGAGAGGGAAGGUGUACGGCGCGUUCGCAUGUUCCUUGUUAUAACCGCCGCAUACGUCCUCUUCUGGGGUCCUCUGUUUAUUAUAACUUUGCUGCAUCACCCCGCCCUGACGUCUCACGUAGCUUACGAAAUGUAUUUCCAAAUAACACUGCACAUCUCAUACGUCCACGCAGCGGUAAAUCCCCUUCUAUUUAUGGCUCUACAUAGAGCACUACGCCGAGCAGCUUUACAGCUGUGUUGCGGAUGCUGCGUCCAUUGGAGCCAGUUUGUCCUCGCUUUAACUGCCGCAGCGCAAUCGCCACUCGCCCCCGCAUCGUUCUCCCCCGCGGCCGCGUCUCCGGAGCCCCCUCCCGCCCCUCCCCCGCCACUGGUGCCGCCAGCGCCGCCAUCUUCGCACACCGCGCCCUCUGCGCCACACACGAUGAUGAAUUGGGAAGUUGGGGAGUAUGAUGCCGAGAGUAUGUCGAGUGCGCGUGUGCAGGGAGACGAGAAUAUGAUGGAGUGGAGUGGCAGCGUACGGUGCCAGGGGCGCUCGCCGCCGUCCUCGCGUUCGCCAAGCCCGUUGCUGCCAGCAAUA
This is a messenger RNA of Iphiclides podalirius (scarce swallowtail), 1500 nucleotides long. The record is from the annotation of a GenBank genome assembly. Lineage: Eukaryota; Metazoa; Arthropoda; Insecta; Lepidoptera; Papilionidae.